CUUGUCAAUGGCAUCCCAGGACCAUCAUCAGCAGACCAACAAUGACGGUCCCCUCUUCAAUUCAUCGGUCAGUCGCGGAGGCUCGCCCUAUCACCAAGGCCAGGCUGGCCUCGACGAACAGCAAGGUGGUCACACAGGCAAGGGAGGAGGAAGCAAGAACAAAAAGAAGAAGAAGAAGAGCUCCAGCGCCAGUGCCACCAACGAUCUCUUGAAGCCUCUGACAGAGAUCUUCAAAGACCUCGCCUUUCCCGUCGGAGAGGUAUGCGAAUACAAGGCGGAGAUCCGCCUUCGCGCAUCUACCGAGGAACUCGCUGAACGCGAGCGUCUGGACAAUCUCGACCAGGACAAGCAAUAUCGACUUGUUCGACAAGCUGCCGAGGCUCACCGCCGAGUGAGGAUGUACGCGCGCCAAUCGAUCAAGCCUGGCAUGACGAUGACCGAGGUAGCCGACCUUAUCGAGAAUGGGGUCAGGACCGUGGUUGAAGCGCAAGGCCUCGAAAGAGGAAUCGCAUUUCCGACUGGCCUGAACCUCAACGAAUGCGCCGCUCAUUAUACGCCCAAUCCAGGCGACAAGAGGAUCCUUCUUGAUACCGACGUUCUCAAGGUCGACAUUGGCGUUCAUGUCAAAGGUCGCAUUUGUGAUUCUGCCUUCACUCUAACAUUCGACGGCGGACGCCAGUGGGAGCCUCUUCUGGAAGCUGUCCGCGCCGCCACGGAAACAGGCAUCAAGGAGGCUGGCAUCGAUGCUCGUCUGGGCGAGAUCGGCGCCGCAAUUCAAGAAACGAUGGAGUCGCACGAGUGCCAGGUCGACGGAAGAACAUUGCCCAUCAAGGCGAUUCGUAAUCUCUGCGGUCACAGCAUCGAGCAAUACCGUAUCCACGGAAGCCACUCGGUGCCCAUUGUGGCCGAGCCUGACAACGUCAUCAAAAUGAUUGAGGGCCAUUAUUACGCCAUCGAGACGUUUGGCAGCACAGGACUCGGGUACACCGUUGAGAGAGGCGCGUGCAGUCACUACUAUAAGAGUCGCAACAGCAGCAGUGUGCCCGCCUCUUCAGUGACUCUUUUUUCCGCCAGAAAGCUUCUGCAGACCAUCGACCAAAGCUUCGGAACCCUGCCAUUCUGCCGCAGGUACCUUGAACGCGCCGGCGAGAAGAAUUAUCUCCUAGGGCUCAAGCACCUCGCCUCGGCCGGAAUUAUUGACGAGUGUCCCCCCCUUUGCGAUGUCGAAGGGUCGAUGACCGCUCAAUUCGAGCACACCAUCUUGCUCCGGCCUACUUGCAAGGAGGUAGUCAGCCGCGGUAUCGACUACUGAUUUUUGAAUCUCCCACGGCCCCUGUUGUCGACGUCCGUCUUUAUAGGGUGAUUCAAGUUCGAGAUAGUCGACCCUUCUUCUACACCACAUGAUCGCCAUGCUUUCAGAAGUCGAUGGAAAGAGAUCCUGAGACCGAGUUCUGUUCUGUGUGCUCUUCCUUCCUCUGUUCCCAGCGCAUUCAACAGAACGAUAUGCCUGAAACAAACGUCUCUCAUAUGGUGCUAUCAAGGC
Messenger RNA from Acaromyces ingoldii, 1543 nucleotides. RefSeq names its product peptidase M24A, methionine aminopeptidase. The record is from RefSeq and is a predicted model, not a curated record. Gene Ontology annotation, biological process: proteolysis. NCBI's taxonomy places the organism in Eukaryota, Fungi, Basidiomycota, Exobasidiomycetes, Exobasidiales, Cryptobasidiaceae. The transcript has 6 exons. Bases 8 to 1312 code for a protein of 434 amino acids. Gene Ontology annotation, molecular function: metalloaminopeptidase activity.